Molecule: messenger RNA, 993 nt
Organism: Chelmon rostratus (copperband butterflyfish)
Lineage: Eukaryota; Metazoa; Chordata; Actinopteri; Chaetodontiformes; Chaetodontidae
Product: P2Y purinoceptor 3-like
Exons: 1
Coding region: 1-993 (330 amino acids)
Biological process (GO): G protein-coupled receptor signaling pathway
Cellular component (GO): plasma membrane
Molecular function (GO): G protein-coupled receptor activity
Source: RefSeq, a predicted model, not a curated record
AUGGAGCACUUCCGAAUCUGCCCCGUGAGCAGCUACUACCAAAGGAUCCUCCUGCCGGUGUCCUACAGCCUUGUGUUCCUGCUGGGCUUGAGCUUAAACGGCGCCCUGCUGUGGUGCGUGUGCUGCGGGACGCGCCGCUGGAGCAGCACGGCCAUCUACAUGAGCAACCUUGCCAUGGCGGAUCUGCUCUACGUGCUGGCCAUGCCCCCCCUCAUCAUCGCCAACGCCAUGGACGGCCUGUGGCCCUUCGGCAACGUCCUCUGCAAAUGCGUCAGAUUCUUCUUUUUUGUCAACCUCCACUGCAGCAUGAUGUUUCUCACUUGCAUCAGCGUGCACCGCUUCCUCGGAGUGUGCUUCCCCAUCGCCGCUGUGCGCCACAGGACCAAACGGGUCGCCCUCUUUGCGUCGGGCACGGUUUGGGUCCUGGCCGCUGCGGAGAUUUUUCCAACACUGGUUUUCGCGCACACCGGUGUGAUCAACAACGUGACUGUGUGCUUUGAAAUGACGAACCCGGAGCAUUUUAAAGUUUACUUCCCAUACGGGCUGUUUUUAGCCGUAGUGGGUUUUCUGGUCCCGUUCCUCGUCGUGGUCACCUGUUACUGCUCUAUGAUGAGGGCGCUUUACUGCAGGGCCGCGGACAGAAUCUCUAAUUGCAGGGCGGCUUGCAUGCGCAACAAGUCCCUGUACACCCUCCUGGCCGUGUGCCUCGUGUUCGUGGUGUGUUUUGUGCCUUAUCACGUUGCUCGGACCGUCUACCUGUUUGUGAGGGUCUACAUGCCCGAAGACUGUGCUCUGGUGAACACGGCCAUGAUCUCCUUCAAGGCCUGGAAGCCUGUGGUCAGCCUAAACUGCUGCGCAAAUCCCCUCCUCUACUUUUUCGGCUCUGGUCGCCACCGUGAGAAGGUAAGGGCCUGGCUGUGGAGGAGGAAGAAGAGAGUGCAGCCCAGCGUGUGUCUGGUGGACGUGGGCAGCGCAAACAGGUCCGGAGGGUAG